AUGGCUGCGGAUUGGCUGGGAAGUUUGGUGUCGAUCAACUGUGGAUCAUCAUUGGGAGUCUAUCAGGGAGAGGUCUCAUCAGUGGACCAAUCUUGCCAAACUAUCUCGCUCAGACAACCUUUCCACAAUGGAGUUAAGUGCCCAGUUCCAGAGGUCACAUUCAGUGCCAUGGACAUAAAGGACCUCAAGAUCUUAGAAAUAAGAAAUGGAAAUGCUCAGAGCAGCGCUCCAGUUUCAACUAAUGCGAGUAGUGCACCGGUCUCAGUUCCAAAAAGUGAUCCUAGGACUGCAGAGAUUGUGAACUCGCCGCAACACUGCUCCAGAAGCUACGGCGACCGCCAUCUAGACGUCCCCAAGGGGUUCAGGCGACGACACAACUCCUGGUCAUCAAGCAGUCGAGGUACAAACCAAGCUACCCCCAAAAAGAAUGGGCUGAAAAAUGGUAGUAACCAGAUGAGACAAAGGGACGACGAGUGCUUCGGGGACGGCAUGGACGACGGCCUGGACACGGAUUUUGAUUUUGAAGGAAACUUGGCCCUGUUUGACAAAGCAGCCGUGUUUUCAGAGAUUGACACAUCUGAGCGCCGAAACGGGGUGAGGUCAAGAGGUACGCCUCACGAGCAGACGCCCUCGCGAUACCGCCAUGACGAGAACAUUAUCGAGGGCAAACCUGUAGUGUACAGACAGAUAACCGUACCGCAACCUGGAGCCAAAGAAUACUGCACAGACUCUGGGCUGGUUGUACCCAGUAUAACUUAUGAACUGCACCAGCGUUUACUAUCAGUCGCUGAGCGAUAUGGUCUCACGUUGGAGCGGCGGCUUGAAAUGACCGGUGUGUGUGCAAGUCAGAUGGCGCUCACACUGCUUGGUGGGCCAAACAGAUUCACACCAAAGAAUCUCCACCAGCGUCCUACAGUGGCGUUGCUGUGUGGUCCACAUGUGCAGGGGGCUCAGGGCAUCAGCUGUGGCCGUCACCUGGCCAAUCACGAAGUGGAGGUGGUCCUGUUCCUUCCUAACUUGGGCAAAAUGCUCGACUCUGUUACCAGCGAGCUCACGCUUUUCAUUAAGACUGGCGGGAAGCUCGUGUCAAAUGUCAAAGACUUGCCAGACACACCCGUGGAUCUAAUCAUCAACUGCCUGGACUGCCACAAGAACACCUCCCUGAUGGAUCAGCCUUGGUACCGUGCGGCCGCAGACUGGGCAAACGAGAACCGUGCGCCCGUGCUGAGUUUAGAUCCUCCAGUUUGUGGACAAGCAGUGGAGGCCAAGUGGUCCCUCUGUCUUUGCCUCCCUCUUCCCCUUGCGGAGGGGGCCGGCAGAGUUUACCUGUGCGACAUUGGCGUCCCCCGCCAGGUGUUUAAGGAAGUGGGCAUCAAGUACCUUUCUCCUUUCGGGUGCAAAUUUGUCAUCCCACUGCACUCGGGUUAA
Molecule: messenger RNA, 1428 nt
Organism: Nerophis lumbriciformis (worm pipefish)
Lineage: Eukaryota; Metazoa; Chordata; Actinopteri; Syngnathiformes; Syngnathidae
Source: RefSeq, a predicted model, not a curated record